AUGGAGGGCCCGGUGUGGGCCCGGUGCUGUGUUGGAGGAGGCCUGGGUGAGGGGGAGAUGGAGGGCCCGGUGUGGGCCCGGUGCUGUGUUGGAGGAGGCCUGGGAGCAGCGGCAGAGCGGAGUGGCGGCGGCCGCAGCAGCGGCAGCGGCAGUGCAGUGGCAAGGCAGCAGCACCAGCGCACAGCGGCAGCAGCAGCAGCAGAGCAGCAGCAGUGGCAACCGGCAGUGGCCCCGGAGCAGCGGCAGCAGCAGCAGCAGCAGCGGCAGCGGCAGCGGCAGCAGCGGCAGCGGCAGCGGCAGCAGCAGCACAGCAGCAGCACCACAGCAGCAGCGGCGGCAGCGGCAGCAGCAGGCGGCAGUCAAGCAGCAGGGCGGCGGCGGCGGCAGCGGCAGCAGCAGCGGCGGCGGCAGCAGUGGCAGUGCAGCAGCAGCGGCAGCGCAGUGGCGGCAGCGGAGCAGUAG
This is a messenger RNA of Salmo salar (Atlantic salmon), 462 nucleotides long. The record is from RefSeq and is a predicted model, not a curated record. Lineage: Eukaryota; Metazoa; Chordata; Actinopteri; Salmoniformes; Salmonidae.